Asterias rubens (European starfish) is the source of this 546-nucleotide messenger RNA. RefSeq names its product cystine/glutamate transporter-like. Bases 1 to 546 code for a protein of 181 amino acids. Gene Ontology annotation, biological process: amino acid transmembrane transport. Lineage: Eukaryota; Metazoa; Echinodermata; Asteroidea; Forcipulatida; Asteriidae. Gene Ontology annotation, cellular component: membrane. Gene Ontology annotation, molecular function: L-amino acid transmembrane transporter activity. The record is from RefSeq and is a predicted model, not a curated record. The transcript has a single exon.
AUGGAUGAGGGAAAUAUUGUCGUCCAAGAUGGUGAUGGUAGCGCGUCUGUCAAUGGGGUGGAGAAACGUGUGCCGGAGGGAGAUGGUGUCUCCUGCAGGAGUCACAAGGAGGAAGACGGGGACGAACCGGUGGCGCUCAAACGCCAGAUCGGUCUGGUGGGUUGCAUCGCCUUCGUAGUCGGUACCGUCAUCGGCUCCGGGAUCUUCAUCUCCCCGAAGGGCGUGCUGCAGAACACCGGCAGCGUGGGGUUGUCUCUCGUCGUCUGGGUCGCCUGUGGGAUACUCUCCACCAUCGGGGCUCUCUGCUACGCCGAGUUGGGGACGUGCAUUACAAAAUCCGGUGGUGAUUUCACGUACAUUUUGGAGAGUUUCGGCGCCGUGCCGGCUUUCCUGCGCGUUUGGACGCUCUUAGUGGCCGUGCGUACAGCAUCGUUUGCCGUACUUGUUAUUACAGCUGCAACGUAUCUUAUUCAACCAUUUUUCGGUGACUGUGGAGUACCUACGUCUGUAAUUCAAUUACUUGGAGCUACACUACUCGGUAAAUAA